UUUCCUGAGCUGGAGGCCACACUGUUGUGGAACAUCUCAGAGAUGCAGCUAUCACUGACUCAAGCAUGCACCUGGAAGGGUCUGUUGCUGUUGGUGUCAUGCAUGAUCCUGUGGAUAUCUGUGACUCCCACACCAUAUGACCAGAUGUCCAAUGAGGAGCUGUAUGACAAUCUGCUUUCCUGUUCUCAUCGAACCCAUGUAGUUGCCCGAAAAAUGUAUAAAAUUUUAGACUUAAAUGUAGCUGAGAGAAGAUGUUUUAAGAAUAAAAGAAACAACACCUGCCACACCACUUCUACCCACACUGCAAAAACAAAUGAAGAUCUUCUGAAAGUCAUCAUCAGUGUUUCGAAUGCAUGGAUACAUCCACUGAAAAUGCUCAUACCUGCAGUGUUGACUCAUUUGGGCUCCUAUGAUGGUAUGAUGGCAAGAGCCAUAGAGCUUAACUAUGGAAAUAAAAAAAUUCUGGAGGGAGCAAAAUUUUUACUCAGCAGGAUUCAGCCUGGAAUUGAAGAAAAUGACUAUCCUGUCUGGUCAAACUUAAAAGAAUUGAGGUCUUCCAAUAAAAGCAUUCACCUUUUUGCAUUUUGUAAAUUCUUCUACUGCUUGCGCAAAGAUACAAAGAAGAUUAAGGGUUAUCUCCAGAUCCUGAGGCCUAACAUUAUUAAAAACAAGUGGUAAAGUGUGAAGUGCAUAUCAGUGAUAUCUGAUACUAAGAUGGCCUGUGAUGAAUGAACCACAAUAUACUGCUUUUAAUAUUUUUAUCUCUUACUUUUUUAUAAAAUAAAAUCUGAUUGCUUAAAAAUAUCA
Rattus rattus (black rat) is the source of this 807-nucleotide messenger RNA. RefSeq names its product prolactin-3C1. The record is from RefSeq and is a predicted model, not a curated record. Gene Ontology annotation, biological process: positive regulation of lactation; response to nutrient levels; positive regulation of cell population proliferation. Gene Ontology annotation, cellular component: extracellular region. Gene Ontology annotation, molecular function: hormone activity; prolactin receptor binding. The transcript has 5 exons. The coding region runs from base 43 to 678 and encodes 211 amino acids. Lineage: Eukaryota; Metazoa; Chordata; Mammalia; Rodentia; Muridae.